AUGACUGGGAAGGGGAAGAAGGUAGUACGUUCAGGGACAAUGACUGGGAAGGGGAAAAAGGUAGUACGGUCAGAUGAUAGCGAGCCAUCAUCACCACCAGUUUCUGCAAGUAAGAGGAGGAAAGUAUAUGAAGCAGGUGGGAGCUCAUCCACGGUUGAUGCCAAUCUUAAGGCGAAAAAGGAGGCUUUCAAAAAAGCAAAAAGGAUAAUAACCACAGAGGAACAAGCCGAGGGGGUUAAGCUAAAAAGAAGGAGGAGAUUCAACCAACAAAAGGACGCAACUUGUAAGCGUCGAGGUGCACUAAAGAUUAAUCAAGAAGAGGAGCCUGUGAAGUUCCCCUCGCUAUAUACCCGAACAACACCAUCGUCCUUUUAUGAUGCACUGCAACAGCUGAAUGAUGACCAGAAGAAAGCGGUUCAUGACAUUGGGUUUGGCAGUAUAUUAAGUUUGCAGGUUAAGAAGUUGCCAUGUAGACUAGCCUAUUGGAUUCUGGAAAAAUUUGAUGAGAGGAGGUGUGAACUAGAGCUCGACGGAGGUAGCAGAGUUAAGAUCACGGAGGACGAUGUUUAUAGGGUGUAUGGAUUUCCAAAGGGGACUGAGACAAUACCGAUUUUCAGUCGAGCAACAAAUAAUGCUUUGUGUGAACAGUGGGCUGCAUUUUUUGGAUUUGCGUCAUGUGAGAAGAUUAAGAUUGGCUUGGUUUUGAGAGAAAUGUUGGAUUGUACGACAGGUGGGACAUGGUUCAAGCACCAUUUUAUGAUAGCAAUGGCACAUACGCUGAUACACAGUUGUACAAGUGGCACGGUUCAUCCGUACAUCCUAAGAUGUUUGGAGAAUGUAGGGACUCUGAAGAGAUGGAAUUGGGCGGAGUAUGUUCUACAAACCCUUAUUGAUAAUAAAAUAUCAUGGGUGGGUGAUGAAGAUAAGGUGUUUGCUGGGCCAACUCUAUUCCUUGUGCUAUUCUACGUUGAUAGAUGCCAGAUGCAUCGAAGAAAAGUGAAAAGGGAGUUCCCUAUUUUAGUGAACUGGAGUAGCGCAGACUUGAGAAAGCGUCAAGCCACUGAAGAAAAUAUCAAAAAGUUUGGAAGUGGUUCAUGGAUUGAUCCAAUUGAUCUUCCAGCUGAAUAUUCAACUGCAGGGGAGAAUGUACAGAAAAAUGACAAUGCCGAAGAAAAUGAUGAACGCCUUGGAUCAAGGGUGAUGAAAAAGGCAGUGUUCAUACGUGAACACCUGGAGGAUUUAGAGGAUUUGAUAUACAGUGCAUCCCUCGUGGACAGGGAGUCAGCGUACUUUAGACAAUGCGUGGAUGCAGCAUGUUCGAUUACAGGAUUGAAGGUGGAUAUGGAUGGCCCACGACCAUGGCGUCGCCCUCAGGGUAUGGCCAUUGAUGAUGAUCCAUUUUCUUAUUCUCCUGAGCUGCAUGCGUCGGUUGAUGCAGCAUUUGAUAAGGUACAAAAUGAGAAGGUGAGUGAGACGGUAUCGACAGAAGGAAUACCUACUUUCGACCUUCAUCUGGGAACUCGUGACGAGAAUUUUACUUGCUUUGAAAUGUAUGUAUUGCCCGACUGCGAAUUUGUGUGGUUAUUCAAGUGA
Messenger RNA from Salvia miltiorrhiza (redroot sage), 1593 nucleotides. RefSeq lists its product as uncharacterized. The record is from RefSeq and is a predicted model, not a curated record. The coding region runs from base 1 to 1593 and encodes 530 amino acids. The transcript has 7 exons. Lineage: Eukaryota; Viridiplantae; Streptophyta; Magnoliopsida; Lamiales; Lamiaceae.